AGGUAUUAUAAAAAAUUUAUCAGUAAAAGUAAUAAAUACAGCUGAACCAUGACGCACUAAGGGCUGAUUUGCUCGAAUUUGGAUAUUUAUAAAGAUUUUUAAAUAUUAAUAUUCAAUUAGAUGAAUCUCAUGGAAGAGGGCGAAUAGAAACCUUUGAAGGGUGAUCAAUAUAAUAAAUUGCCUUAAAAAAAGGAACUUAGGCCCCGUUCUAAUAUAGUCCCAGGCAUAUUCUAAGAAUAUAAGAGAACAUACAUAAAAGUACCUCCUGUUUCUAAGGAUUAACUGUCUAGACUUGUACUCAAGGAAGGGUUUAAAAUUAAAGAAGUAUGAUACUGAAUAUUGAAUUUAAUAGGCUGCAAAGAAACUUUAAAUCAAGUAUGCCACAGCUAAAACUAUUAUAUUCCAUCUUAGAGAGGAAAAGAAAUAAAUUAUUUAGGUUGGAUCGAAGAUGUGCUCAUACACUGAACUACAAUAAGGUAAGAUUUCAAAGCUAAGAAUUAUUUCAACAGCCUCAAAUGAUAUAAUUUCAAAUGUUGAGUAUCAAUUAGUACCCCAAAAUACUUCACAAAUCCAUUGAA
Paramecium pentaurelia is the source of this 578-nucleotide messenger RNA. NCBI's taxonomy places the organism in Eukaryota, Ciliophora, Oligohymenophorea, Peniculida, Parameciidae. The record is from the annotation of a GenBank genome assembly.